Tachysurus fulvidraco (yellow catfish) is the source of this 1013-nucleotide messenger RNA. Its product is annotated as tripartite motif-containing protein 29-like. The transcript has 3 exons. Gene Ontology annotation, molecular function: zinc ion binding. The coding region runs from base 87 to 1013 and encodes 308 amino acids. The record is from RefSeq and is a predicted model, not a curated record. NCBI's taxonomy places the organism in Eukaryota, Metazoa, Chordata, Actinopteri, Siluriformes, Bagridae.
CUCUCUCUCUCUCUCUCUCUCUCUCUCUCUCUCUCUCUCUCUCUCUCUCUCUCUCUCUCUCUCUCUUUCUCUGUGAGUUCAAGAAAAUGGCAGAAACCAGUGAUCAGGAUCAGUUCAGCUGUACAGUGUGUCUGGAUCUCCUGAGGGUUCCAGUGACUCUACAUUGUGGUCACAGUUUCUGUAAGAUGUGUAUUAAUGGCUGCUGGGAUCAGGAGGAUGUAAUGGGAGUCUACAGCUGUCCUCAGUGUAGAGAGACUUUCACUCCAAGACCUGUUCUAGGCAGGAACAACAUGCUGGCUGAAGUGGUGGAGAAACUGAAGAAGACUGAACUCCAAGCUGCUUCUGCUCACUGUUACUCUGGACCUAGAGAUGUGGAGUGUGAUUCCUGCACAGGGAGAAAACGCAAAGCUGUUAAUUCCUGUCUGGUUUGUCAGGCCUCCUUUUGUAAAGAUCAUCUUAAACCUCACUAUCAGUCUCUUGCCUUUAAGAAGCACAAGUUAGUUGAAGCCUGUGCAGAGCUCCAAGAGAUGAUCUGCUCUGAACAUGACAAACUGAUGGAGAUCUACUGUCGUACUGACCAAAGCCUCAUCUGUUACUUGUGUAUGAUGGAAAAACACAAAGGUCAUGAUACAGUUUCAGCUAAAGCAGAAAGAACUAAAAAACAGAAUGAGUUAAAGGAGGAUCAGAUAAAAUCCCAGCAGAAGAUCCAGGAGAAGCAGAAGAAGGUGCAGGAGCUGAAACAGACUGUGGACAUUAUUAAGACAUGUUCACAUGCAGCAGUAGAUGACAGUGAGAUGAUCUUUACUGAGCUGAUCACCUCCAUGGAGAAAAAGCGCUCGGAGGUGACGGAGCUGAUCAGAGCUCAGGAGAAAUCUGAAGUGAGUCGAGCUGAACGACUCCUGAAUCAACUGGAGCAGGAGAUUGCUGAUCUUAAGAGGAGAGUCACUGAGAUGGAGCAGCUUUCACACACACACGAUGACAUCCACUUCCUCCAGGUAACACUCACUGUCUGA